AUGAGGAUAAUGGCCAUCAAACGAAAUCAAUCCAGUGGCAACGAUGAAACUACUCCAUUACUUCGAUCUCAUGACCAUGACCUUCAAGAACCAUUAGCAAGACCAAUUGACCUUCCAAGUUAUAAAAAGGUCACUAUCUUUGCUGCUACUUGGACCGGUACCAUUGUCGCUACUUUGAGUUCUUCAAUAGCUUCCUCAUUCUCAGCUGCAAACGAGGUAUCUUGGCUAGGAACCUCUUAUCUUCUUGCACUUUCAGCCACCUCACCUUUAUACGGUCGUCUUUCAAAUCUAAUUGGUAGACGUUUGUCGAUUUUUAUAGCUCUUACUUUAUUUACCAUUGGAACUAUAGCAUGCGGACUUUCUACCUCUAUGAAUUCAUUUAUCAUUGCACGCUUCGUGGCUGGGACAGGUGGUGGCGGGGUGAUGACUACUAGUAGUAUCAUCGCAUGUGAUCUUGUACCGCUCAAUCGAAGAGGAGUGGUUCAAGGACUUACAAGUAUCUGUUUUGGGGCUGGUGCGGCCUUGGGUGGACCUUUGGGUGGAUGGCUUGCAGAGGGAUUAGGUUGGAGAUCUCCAUUCAUAGGCCAGGUACCAGUCCUCGUCCUUGCAAUGGGAAUGGUAGCGUAUUUCAUUGAUUAUCGCUGCGAAGGUGAAGCUACCAAUAAAGCGGAAUUGAUUCGCCGAAUAGAUUGGUGGGGAAGCUUGAGCUUAGUCCUAUGGAACGGGAGCUUAUUGUUAUCGCUCAGUUUUAAAAAUGAUCAGCAAUUACCUUGGACAGAUCCUCGAGCUCGAGUGGCUUCUGAGCCCGUUUUACCAAUCAAAUUACUCAAGCAGAAGUCACCAUCCUCGAUUGCUUGUACAUACUUUUUGAUCAGUAUGGUCUUCUACAGUGUGCUAUACAUGUACCCUAUGUACCUCGAAACUGUCGCAUCCCAAACUUCAUCUGAAGCAGGCCUCCACCUAGUCUCAAAUUCCAUUGCCAUAGCUUUUGGCUCUCUACUAUCCGGGCUUCUCAUUCGGCUGACUUCGCGGCAUAAAGCUAUUACCGUGGGUGGUGCUGUUUUCUUUGGAACUGGUUCAGCUAUCAUGCUUGCGAGUGGGUUAAAACAAGCAUGGUCACAAUGGAUUGCAAUUAUUCCAAUCGGCUUUGGGUUUUCAUCGGUACUAACUUCCUUACUUGCAAGAAAAAGUCAAAUAGACAUAGUGACAGUCUCUUUAUGGUCCACAGUGGGUUUGAUGGUUUCAGUCUCAGCUGAAGAGAUGGCAAUUGCCACAGCACUUAUUUACUUGUUUCGGUAUACCGGCCAAGUAGUAGGAGUUGCAAUUGUUUGA
This is a messenger RNA of Melampsora larici-populina 98AG31, 1332 nucleotides long. RefSeq lists its product as uncharacterized. The transcript is spliced from 10 exons. NCBI's taxonomy places the organism in Eukaryota, Fungi, Basidiomycota, Pucciniomycetes, Pucciniales, Melampsoraceae. Gene Ontology annotation, biological process: transmembrane transport; basic amino acid transport. The record is from RefSeq and is a predicted model, not a curated record. Gene Ontology annotation, molecular function: basic amino acid transmembrane transporter activity. The coding region runs from base 1 to 1332 and encodes 443 amino acids. Gene Ontology annotation, cellular component: fungal-type vacuole membrane.